GGCCCUCAAGAUGAGCCCGUGGUCAUAUAAGGAGAAGCGGUGUAAGGUUGCUAUGUUGGUUUGGGGCUUGUGGAAGCGUCGCAAUGCUCUUGUCUGGGAGGGAGACUGGCAGAGCUCGGCUAGUGUUAUUAGCUGCUGUUCGAGCAUGUUGUUAGCAUGGAGGGAGGCACAACCGUCUGCAGCAAGGUCACCGAGUCAGGCAAGGAGGGAUGACCAGAAGUGGAAGCGGCCGAGAGCAGGAGUAAUCAAGAUUAAUGUAGAUGCAGCGGUUGACAUUACACGAGGAGUGCGAGCUUGGGGCUGGAUUGCAAGAGAUGAUCAGGGCGAAUUUGUGAAAGCAGGAGGGGCAUCAUGUAAAGCGCAAUGGUCUCCGGCAGAAUCGGAGGCGAUGGGUCUUCGGGAGGCUGUCCUGGCAGGAAUUUCAGAGGGAUGGGAUAGGGUGGAAAUAGAAACUGAUGCACAAGUAGUAGCUCGAGGGGUCCAAAGUAGUGAGGGUGCGGCAUACAUCGAUUUGAUCCUUGAUGAUAUACGUUGGUUAGUUCAUACAAAGAGUAAUUAUGUUAUCUCUUUUUGUAAGCGAUCUGCGAAUCGUGCGGCUCAUGCUUUAGCAAGAACGCAUGUUACUAUCUCAGAUCAUAGUAGUAGUUAUGAUUCUAUUCCGGAUUGUAUUGUAAGCCAAGUGGCGAAUGACUUGUUGAAUUAAUGAAAGAUGUUGAGUCCCGGUUCAA
Molecule: messenger RNA, 728 nt
Organism: Cuscuta epithymum
Lineage: Eukaryota; Viridiplantae; Streptophyta; Magnoliopsida; Solanales; Convolvulaceae
Source: the annotation of a GenBank genome assembly